GAAUUUACUUUGUAAAGUAACAAAACUAUUUCAAAUUUGUCAUGAUACGGUGUAACAUUUUGUCUAUAGUAUUAUUUACUAUACAAUUCUUGAGAACGAACUCAGACACGAUUACGACGCCUAAUUAUGACAAAGAAAUUGAAAUCUCAUGUGUUUCUAUCAAUGCCGCUGAGGAAUUCGAUUCAUUUCAUCUUAAAUAUGAUUCAAAAAUGGCCAAAUAUAAUUUUAAAUUUCUUGACGGUGAGAUUGAAAAAAUCAAACUGAUGAUCGGCAACCGGAAAAAAUUGAUACUAUUCUUUCUGGGCAAUCAAGCUCAUCUACAUAGUGCUUCUGGCAGACAGUUUCGAAUUGCAAAAGAACAAAUGCAGAGUACAAAUUCCAGCGUGCGCACCAUUAGUUACGAGUUUCUAUCUGAGCCAGACAUUUUCAAAGAUUUAUUAUAUUUUUCGGCGCUUAAGUAUCGUGUUCCACGCGUCGUUGAAAUGGCAACAUCUUUUAUUCAAAAUAUUGUCGAUGCAAACGAUUUCCAAAUUAAUCUGUCUUCUGUAUAUCUGUCGGGAUAUUGUUUGGGUGGUCAUAUUGCGGGUAAUGUGGGACUUGCUUUGAAAAACAUAUAUAAUGGUCAAAUGGUUCCUGCCGUAUGGGCAUUCGAUGCGCCACAUAUCGGUUUUCCGUACCCAAUAGAAGAGGGAAAGCCAAGAAGAGUGCAGAAAGGAGACGGUCAAUUGGUAACCGUUUUUCAUACCUCCUGGAUAGGAGGCAAAGAAAACAUAGCCGAUGUCGACGUGAUUUUAAAUGAUGGUGUACAUCAACCAGGUUGCGAAAACGAAUCGAUAUUAUCAAAAUGUAACCAUCAGGCUGCAUAUAUUCUGUAUCAAUUAAUUAUACAGAAAAGUUUCAUGCUGCCAACAAAUGAAAAGGGGAUUCCAUUUGCACACUCAAAGGCAAAUCUAUCCAAUCAAUUUCCAUUAGAUUUCACUAAUCCACCUUCCAAUCAAAGUGGAGUUUAUUAUAUACUUACUGCCGAUAUUUUUGGAAGCAAUUAGAAACUUAGAUUCUUUUAAAUUAAAAAGUAUUAAUAAGAAUAUAUAUUUGCAAUAAUAGAAUAAAAGUCAAACUGAAUAAUUCCACUCGAAUUAUGGUGACAUUUGUUUGAAAAUUCAUUUCGGAAGAGUAUCUCAAGAGCUGUAAACUAAGCAAAUUUUAUCAAAAUGAUAGGACUCGAGCUAUGACGUAUAUUCAAAGUUGUAAUAAUUUUACAAAUCCUCCUUCCAAUAAAAGUGGUUUUAUAAAUACUGCCAAAAUAUUUGAACGUAAUA
Molecule: messenger RNA, 1319 nt
Organism: Contarinia nasturtii (swede midge)
Lineage: Eukaryota; Metazoa; Arthropoda; Insecta; Diptera; Cecidomyiidae
Exons: 7
Coding region: 42-1046 (334 amino acids)
Molecular function (GO): lipase activity
Source: RefSeq, a predicted model, not a curated record